Messenger RNA from Spea bombifrons (plains spadefoot toad), 4225 nucleotides. It is a transcript of the gene VWCE, whose product is annotated as von Willebrand factor C and EGF domains. The record is from RefSeq and is a predicted model, not a curated record. Bases 136 to 4155 code for a protein of 1339 amino acids. NCBI's taxonomy places the organism in Eukaryota, Metazoa, Chordata, Amphibia, Anura, Pelobatidae. The transcript is spliced from 30 exons. Gene Ontology annotation, molecular function: calcium ion binding; protein binding.
GCAGUGAUAGGAACUGACAGGGUCGAGGAUAGAAAGUAACGGAGAGAGGCAAAACAAAAGAGUGAGAGAGACGGGGAAGUGGAAAGCUUUGUCUCUCUAUUGGCCACUGGAUUUGGGGCUGGCUUGAGGCGCAUCAUGGUCCCACUUUGGAUGGGGUUGUCCUGCUUACUGCUGACCGUUUCUGGGAGAGAAGGAAGAGUUUAUAAUGGGAGGAAGAAGCCGCCAACUCUGACAGCACCGAGGAUCCGCUCUGGCCCUCAUGUUUGUUUCUCAGGGAUGGGGGGAUGUUGCCCCGGUUGGACAGUUUCUCCUGGCACCGGGCAGUGCCUCCAACCUGUCUGCUCAUACGGCUGUGGCAGCGGAUUCUGUAUCGCUCCCAACUUGUGUUCCUGCAGAGAUGGGUACCAAGGAGUUACCUGUACAGAUGAAUUCGCCGGUGAUUAUGAGAAGGAUCUUGAGGACAAAGGACUUUCUCUUAGCUGUUCGUCUGCCAGGUGUGACCAAGGCUGUAGAAUGGUAAACAGUUUGCCCGUAUGCAGCUGCUUCCAUGGCUUCUUUCUCGGGAAAGAUGGUAAAAGCUGUUAUGAUAUCGAUGAGUGUUCCCGGCCGCAAGCGUCAAAUCCCUGCCAGCAACAAUGUAAAAACAGCAUUGGUAGUUACAGAUGCCUUUGUGUUUAUGGAUAUCAGAUCUCCCUGAAUGGACGAUCAUGCAUUCCCAAUAAGCAUCCCAACACUAUCGGAACAGCUACCGUUCCAUGUGGAGAGUACGGCUGCGAAUUAAAAUGUAACGACGGUGGCUGUGAACACGUAUCGCGUGUGUGUCCUAUAGGAUUCAGCAUGAUCGAGACGGCCGGUGGUGUCACGUGCACAGAUAUAAAUGAGUGUGUAUCGUCAUCUUGCGAGGGAACCUGCAUCAAUACAGAAGGAGGAUUUACGUGUGACUGUGGGCCAGGUCUGAAGCUGUCGGCUGAUGGAAGCAGCUGCUACGACGUAGAUGAAUGCUCAGCCCACAGAUCUCCGUGUCAACAGAGGUGCAAGAACCUCUACGGCAGCUACAGGUGCUUGUGCAGGGCAGGAUUCGCCCUCCAUAGCAAUGGGCACACCUGCGCAGAUAUCAACGAAUGCCGAAGGCCAGCGACGUCCCAUCUUUGCCAACAUUCCUGCCACAACACCCACGGGAGCUUCUUUUGUUCGUGUCGAGAGGGCUUUCGCAUCGGCUCUGACAAAUUUUCAUGUAUUGAUAUAGAUGAGUGUCUGGAGAACACCACAUUGUGCUCUUUGGGACUUUGUAUGAAUACACUGGGAUCCUACCUCUGCUCCUGCCCACCAGGGUUUCAACCCAUUGAUGGCGUUUGCAAAGAAGCGCGGUCUACUAGCCUUCCUCAGGACACAGAAACAAUGCACGGUGGCCGGAUGCCACCCAAGCCAACACUACUUGGCUCUCAGAGACCGGCCACCACCACCAUCACACCUCCGACUGUGCUGAUCCACUCCUUCAUCUCACAUGAACUUCUGAAACCAACGGCUACCUCAGUAUCGCACAGAACGAUGACAGACGAGAACCCUUUACCUCCUCCGCAGCACCUCAGAACAGGUCACUCUCCAUUAGCCCAAAAAGCCUCAGGGAUUUCCCACAUGAUGAUGAAGGAAGACAUGAUCAUGAAACCCGGCACCACCCCACCGCAGCACACCGAUAUCCCUUGUUGGUAUAACAAGGAAUUAAAACUGAAUGGCAGCUCCUGGGCAGAGCCGGAAUGCUUAGACUGCACGUGCCUGGAAGGGACCAUAUCCUGUCAGAAAAGAAUAUGCAGCCCCAACUGUUCACACCCGGUCUUGCACCCCGAUAGCUGCUGUCUGUCCUGUGAUGGUUGCCUGUUUGAGGGAAAACUCAGAGCCGACGGUGAACUCUUUCCUAAACCCCCAGAUAACUGCACCAUUUGUAUCUGCUUGAGUGGGAAUGUCACAUGUAUUCCCCCCGUGUGUCCUCCUGUCACGUGCACUGAUCCCUAUAUGUCUGACUGCUGCUUGCAAUGCCCAGACGGGUGUGAGUCCCAAGGAAGGAUUUACCCGCACGGUGCCAAAUUUAGUCGAGAUGACAGCGGCUGUACCUCCUGUUUGUGUCAGAAUGGUUCCGUUGAAUGUUCGUUUGUCCCCUGUCCCAGUUUAGACUGUCCAAGAGAGGACUGGGUGCUGGAGGCAGGAGAGUGUUGUUUUAAAUGCCAGGAGCCCCGACAGCAUACGGGGUGCCCAUUUGAUGACAAUGGACUGGAAAUUCCCAUCGGUCAGAUCUGGUCUCCUGGGGACCCCUGUGCCAUCUGCAUUUGCCAGGCAGACAGCUCCAUUGUAUGCAGGAAAACAGACUGUGUGGACACCUGUCCGCAUCCCAUCACAGUGCCCGGGCAGUGCUGUCCUGACUGCUCAGCAGGUUGCUCGUACGGUAGAAGGACGUUCAGGAACAACGACAGCUUCCCGUCUGCCACGGAUCCCUGUCUAACGUGCAUCUGCCUGAUGGGCACUGUGGCCUGUUCUCCCAUUGAGUGCGUAUUCAGCUGCUCGUAUCCGUUCCAUGAUGAAGGGGAGUGUUGCCCCGUGUGUCGAGACUGCACCUACGACGGCAGGAAGGUGCUCAACGGACAGACGUUUCCACUGGAAAGCGAGCCCUGCACUCAAUGCACAUGUCAGAAUGGUGAGGUCCAAUGUGAAGCCAUCAUCUGCCCAGCUUCCUGCUCGCAUCCCUAUGUCUUCCCUGGAGAAUGUUGCUCUACCUGUGAAGAGUGCGUUUUUGAAGGACAUAUGGUGGAGAAUGGGGCUUCCUUCAUACAAAAGAUUGACCCAUGCGUCGUUUGUCAUUGUUCUGGUGGAAAUGUGCGCUGCGAAGAGAGAGACGGUCCCUGUACCCUAUGUGAGCAGAAUACUCAGGACUGUACGCAUGAAGUUCAAGAUGCCUUACAAAAUAAUCACUUACAAUACCCCGGACCCCUGACGCUAGGAAGCGGUGUGACCCCCUCCCAACCCAGCCGACUCGCUAUGUUCCAAAAGUUGCUUUCAAGAAGGAACACAAAUAAUGCUUCAACAGCUCCAACUGGAACAAAAGCCCCCGGGGGCACGGUCCCUCGGUCCACUGGAUACAGAGCUCAAAGCAGUUCUCAUGCAACGAAACAUAUAACACCCACAGCUGGAUCACUAUCUUUCAGCUCAUCUAAAACCAACGCACAGUAUACACAGGCUCUGGAACCUGAUUUUAAUAGGAAAACAAGGCAUUCUGUUUUACCUGGCAGCUCCUUGCAUACAUCUUCUAUGAGUUUGAAACUUCAGUAUGUUCCCACCUCCCCUUCAGUCCCAUCUGAUGUGGCAAGUAGACCUCUGCCACCUAUAGCCACUACUGGGCAACCAUUGCCCCUGACCAGUCAGUCUACCCCCUACUUAAGACCUUAUAUUGUAUCUCAUUCCAAUGUAGCUGUUAAGGAACUUGUUCAUCCCUAUUCUAAUACCGUAGGUCCCACUUCUACAACCGCAUCUCCGGCUCAUUCAACACCUUCAUCAGCACAUGUCUCCAAGGCCUCUCUUAACCCCUUACAUGUAAUGGGUUCUACUCCUACACAAGCGAGUCUUCAUGUGUCCUCUCCAAGCCCCAAACUGCAUUCUCCUAGAAAUUCUGCCCCUACUCACGGGCUGGAAGGAACCACAGGUUCUAUGAUAGCACAAACGAAAGACAAAGAGAUAACAAGACCAGACGUGGAAUCCGGAGAUAUUACAGGGUGCUUUUUAUACAGCCACGCGUUCCUCAACGGCUCGGUCUUCAUCGCAGAUGUGGACCACUGCCUGCAGUGUGAAUGUUUGAAAGGAGAGCUCUAUUGCAAAACUGAGGGACGUUUUCCCACGGGUUUGUGCUGCCGGCAUUGUUUUAAUCCUGCCAAGUAUUUGUGCAACAAAGAAACUAAUCAGAUCCAUUCACAGUGGGAUGAAGGCCAAAAACUCUGCAAGUGCAAGGAGGUCAUACUUCAUUGUCAAACCUGCGCAACCACACAGGGCUGCAACAGUGAGAGGACGUCACAAAGCUCUGAGGCAGAACAAGCUGAUAAAAACUACGUGCACUGGGUUCCACUUAUAUUCGGAGAAGGGUCAGACGUCAAGGGAGUGAAUAACAGCCCAUGAGGCUACCAUUAUCCUAAGCAGCGGCAUGAAGGAGACUUCAUGCAUCUGGAUUUUCUUCAGUGCCUCUUCA